This is a messenger RNA of Postia placenta MAD-698-R-SB12, 2649 nucleotides long. RefSeq lists its product as hypothetical. The transcript is spliced from 8 exons. Gene Ontology annotation, molecular function: RNA binding. The record is from RefSeq and is a predicted model, not a curated record. Bases 1 to 2649 code for a protein of 882 amino acids. NCBI's taxonomy places the organism in Eukaryota, Fungi, Basidiomycota, Agaricomycetes, Polyporales, Adustoporiaceae.
AUGUCGACAUUACUUGGAAAGAGGAAGGAGAGAGAAGCAGAUGAGCCUGCGGCAAAGCAUCAUGGAUCCACACUUUUUGUCUCCAAUCUACCCUACACCGCAACCUCCAUUGACCUGAAUACGCUUUUCUCCGACAUCGCGCCAGUACGAUCUGCAUUCGUUGUCCUCGACCAGGCAUCAGGUGUAUCUAAAGGCGUCGGCUAUGUCUCUUUUGCUAUUAGAGAGGAUGCACAGCUCGCAUACGAGCAAAUUAAUCAAGACGGCCUCAUAUUGGACAGCAGGAAUCUCCGUGUCCAGUGGGCGGAAAGCAAGUAUAAAGAGAAGACACAGAAGGAGCCAAUGGCCAAGUCUGAGCCAAUGCCUAAACCCCCGCGUCCCGCACAAACCAACGCCCCGCGCGAUCCUCUGGCCAUCCGAACAGUAGCCAUCUCCGGUCUCCCUUCUUCCGUCGACUCGAAACAGCUUUGGAAGAAGAUCCGCAAGCUCGACGGCGCAGAGAAGGUCGACUGGCCCAUUACCUCUGCCAAUGGUGAUGAAGACCGCAGCACGGCACAUGCCCUCUUCACUACGCCUGCAGCCGCGGCAGACGCUGUGAACAAACUUCAUGCACACGUCUUCAAGGGCUCACUGCUCUCAGCCACGCUCAAGAAGCGGCUCGACGGUCUCGCAAAGGCGCCGAAAACGGCGAAGGCGGCGAAUCCCAAGGGCCCGGCACCGAAUCGUGCAAGCAGACUCAUCGUGCGUAACCUUCCAUUCAAUAUCUCAGAGCAAGACCUUCGUGCUCUUUUCCUACCGUACGGCCCGAUUCACUCAGUCGACAUUCCGUCGGCGGUGGACGAUGCGAAGGAGGAAGACGGUGAGGCGACGCUGCAAGCUAAGCGUGGCAAGGGGUUCGCGUUCGUGUGGAUGCUGAGCCGAAAGGAUGCAGAGCGUGCAAUGGAGGAGUGCAACGGGAUGAAGGUGCAGGCGGGCAUGGCAGCACGGCUAGCAAACGAACGAGUGAUAGCGGUGGACUGGGCGCUGAGCAAAGACAAGUGGGAGCAGGAGAAGGCGAAGAUAGAGCCGGGUCAGGAGGAUGCGGAUAUCAACAUGGUAGAUGUCAAGAGCGAGAAGGGCAGCGAGAGUGGGAGCGAGAGCGAGAGUGACACUGACGAGGACGAGCAGCUUGGUGUCCAUGAUGGCGACAGUGACAACGAUAGUCGGCUGAGCGAUUCGGAUGAUGGCGACGAGUCUGAAGCUGAGGACGAGAAGCCUUCAAAGCCCGUGCUUCCCCCUCCCGAUGUUGGCACGACUCUUUUCGUGCGCAAUGUACCAUUCGAGGCGACUGAAGACGAGUUGCGGACAUUAUUCCGAGCCUUUGGCCCGCUUCGCUACGCGCGUAUCACAUUGGACUAUGAGACCGGUAGAUCAAGGGGAACUGGUUUCGCCUGUUUCUGGAACAAGGAGGACGCAGAUAAAGCAAUUGAGCAAAGCGAUAUUUUGCGAGCUGAAACAGCUGGCGACAGAACCGCACAGCCCAAGAAGAAUCCCUUCAAGAUGCCUUCAUUGCUCACACCUGAUCCCUCUGCGUCGGUAGCGCAGAACUUGGUCUUGCAUGGCCGAACAUUGGAUGUCGUCCGCGCUGUCACUAGAGAUGAAGCUGGGAAACUCAAGGAAGCAGGGGAAAAGCAGCGGGAGAAGGCUGACAAGCGGAACCUCUAUCUCCUCCGGGAAGGCAUCAUACUACCGAACACUCCUGCCGCCGAGGGCAUGAGUGCGGCAGACGUAGAGAAAAGGACUCAGUCAUACAACGCCCGUCGUGCGUUGUUACGCUCCAACCCGUCCUUGUAUGUCUCCAGGACGCGACUCAGCAUUCGGCAGCUGCCGCUCUUCGUUACGGAACGCAUGCUGAAGCGGCUCGCCAUCCAUGCAGUCCGUACGUUCGAUAAGGAGGUCAAGGAAGGCGCGCGACAAUCGCUCAGUGAGGAUGAGCUAGACGAAUCUGCCCCUACACUAUCCGAGGAGACACCCGUCAAAGAGGAGAGCAGCAAAACGCCCGGACGUAAAGGGAAGGGUGGGCGUGCAACGGGCGUCAAGCAGACCAAGAUCGUGCGGCAGGCGGAUCGUGUGGACCCUGUGACGGGGAAGGGCCGCAGCAAAGGCUACGGCUUUCUGGAGAUGAUAAAGCAUGCUGAUGCUCUCCGCGUUCUACGGUGGGCGAACAACAAUACUGAAGCAGGGCGAUUAUUCGAGGAGUGGUGGAAAGCUGAGGUAGAGGAUUUGAUCAAGAUUGAGAAGAAAAAGCCGACGAAGGAUGACGCGCGCAUAAAGCGGCUCAAGGAAGAGCUAGAACGAGGUGCUCCUGUGAAGAGCAGAGGAACCCUCAUCGUUGAAUUCUCGAUUGAGAAUGUACAAGUCGUACAGCGACGUACUGCCCAGCAACGCGAGAAACAACAGGUCAUUACGCGAAAAGUGUCGCUGCCAGAUAUCAAAUCCGAGCCUGCGGAGGAGCGGUCGCCCAAAAAGCGUCGAAUGUCAGCGCCGAAGCUACAGAAGCAGUCGCUACAAAAGCAGUCAUCUAAGGAUGCGGCACCGAAAUCGGGGCAUCAAGUUGGCUCGUUGAUUGGCAGGAAGCGGAAAGAACGGAAGUCAAAAAAGGGGGCAAGCUGA